Molecule: messenger RNA, 669 nt
Organism: Pistacia vera
Lineage: Eukaryota; Viridiplantae; Streptophyta; Magnoliopsida; Sapindales; Anacardiaceae
Product: cysteine-rich receptor-like protein kinase 25
Exons: 2
Coding region: 1-669 (222 amino acids)
Source: RefSeq, a predicted model, not a curated record
AUGGUUCAUUUCUUAAGCUUUAUAAGAACUAUUCAACUACUUUUUUAUUAUUCUCUCAUAGCCACUUUUUAUGAUCUUGUUCGUACUGAUCCUCCCUAUCACCUUUGUCCAAAAACUACAAAUUAUUCAGCUAAUAGUCCAUUCGAAUAUAACCGCAAAAAUCUCUUCAACUCCUUUACUGCAAACGCUUCCGUCGCAAAGUUAUUCAAUACCUCUUAUGGAAAUAACUCGGAUAGAGUUUAUGGACAGUACAUGUGCCUCAACUAUGUUCAAAACUAUGCUUGCAUUAACUGCAUAAAAGUUGCGGCAGAAGAUGUUGUCAAGCUUUGUCCAGGGAAAACCGAAGCGGUUCUGUGGGAAGAAAGCUGUCAAUUGCGUUACUCUAAUGAAAAUUUCUUAGGCAGAUUGGACGUUACAGGAAACUUCAACCAACACAACCCCUUAAAUAUAUCGGAACCAGAAAGAUAUAGAUCUGCUAUGAAGAGUAUUCUAAGAACUCUCACCGAGGAAGCAGCUUUUGAUCCUUCAACACAGAUGCUGGAUUCUAUUGUUCCUAGUAGAGAAUCUCUAAAUCUCAGCCAUCUACAAUAUCUUAAACAUGCAAAGAUGGCAGUGUCCAAGCCUUCAAUGCUUAGAGGUUUGAUUCCUAUUCGGACAAGUCCUAUAUGA